Messenger RNA from Austrofundulus limnaeus, 3622 nucleotides. RefSeq names its product protein kinase cGMP-dependent 1. Gene Ontology annotation, molecular function: ATP binding; cGMP-dependent protein kinase activity. NCBI's taxonomy places the organism in Eukaryota, Metazoa, Chordata, Actinopteri, Cyprinodontiformes, Rivulidae. Gene Ontology annotation, biological process: protein phosphorylation. The coding region runs from base 272 to 2326 and encodes 684 amino acids. The transcript is spliced from 18 exons. The record is from RefSeq and is a predicted model, not a curated record.
AGAAGGAGGGAGGGAGGAAGAGGGGGGCAAAAAAAAAGGCAGAGCGGAGACAGAGGCAAGAAACUUUGCGCGGUUGUGCUCGAGAGAUGCCGCACGGGCUCCUUCGAUCGCCGGGAGAGACAGGAGCCGCAUCCUCCUGAAGCCGUUUCAUGCCGGAGAAAGUUUGCACGCGGCCCGGAAGAGGAGAGAGGACAAACAGCCGCCUGCGUUCCGUUCCAUAAACUUACCGGAGGAGUCCCCCCCACCCCACCCCACCCCUGGGCAGUCUGAAAUGGGCACCCUGCGCGACCUCCAGUACGCGCUCCAGGAGAAGAUCGAGGAGCUGCGCCAGAGGGACGCGCUCAUCGACGAGCUGGAGCUGGAGCUCGAUCAGAAGGACGAGCUCAUCCAGCGGCUGCAGAACGAGCUGGACAAAUACCGCUCCAUCAUCAAGCCGGCGACCCAGCAGGUCCACAAGCAGAGCGAGCUGCAGGAGCAGCAGCGCACGAAGAGGCAGGCGAUAUCCGCCGAACCCACCGCCUUCGACAUCCAGGAUCUCAGCCAUGUCACCCUGCCUUUCUACCACAAAAGCCCGCAGUCCAAGGAUUUGAUUAAAGAAGCCAUCUUGGACAAUGACUUCAUGAAGAACUUGGAGCUGUCGCAGAUCCAAGAGAUCGUGGACUGCAUGUACCCCGUGGAGUACGGAAAGGACAGCUGCAUCAUAAAGGAAGGCGAUGUGGGCUCGCUGGUCUACGUCAUGGAAGACGGGAAGGUGGAGGUGACAAAGGAGGGCCUGAAGCUCUGCACCAUGGGGCCCGGGAAGGUGUUUGGAGAGCUGGCUAUUCUCUACAACUGCACCAGGACCGCCACUGUCAAGACUUUAACAAAUGUGAAGCUUUGGGCCAUCGACCGACAAUGCUUUCAGACGAUCAUGAUGAGGACGGGGCUCAUUAAGCACACGGAGUACAUGGAGUUUCUGAAAAGUGUCCCCACAUUUCAAGGCCUACAGGAGGAUAUCCUGAGCAAGCUUGCUGAUGUCCUCGAGGAGACACAUUAUGAAGCUGGAGAGUACAUCAUCAGACAGGGGGCCAGAGGAGACACCUUCUUCAUUAUCAGUAAGGGGAAGGUCAAUGUGACCAGGGAAGACUUGCCCAAUGGAGAGCCCGUCUACCUGCGCAGCCUCGGAAAAGGAGACUGGUUUGGAGAGAAAGCAUUACAAGGGGAGGACGUCAGGACCGCCAGCGUCAUCGCAGCAGAGGCAGUCACCUGUCUAGUCAUCGAUCGAGACUCAUUCAAGCACUUGAUUGGAGGUUUGGAGGAUGUGUCCAGUAAAGGCCAUGAAGACGCUGAUGCCAAAGCUAAGUAUGAGGCAGAGAACGCGUUUUUCUUCAGUCUCAACCUGGCUGACUUUAACAUCAUCGACACCCUGGGGGUUGGUGGUUUUGGACGUGUUGAGUUGGUUCAACUCAAAAGCGACGAGAACAAGACCUUCGCCAUGAAGAUCCUGAAGAAGCGGCACAUUGUUGACACGAGACAGCAGGAGCACAUUCGUUCAGAGAAGCUCAUCAUGCAAGAGGCCCACUCUGACUUUAUUGUUAGACUAUAUAGAACCUUCAAAGACAGUAAAUACCUCUACAUGUUGAUGGAAGCUUGUUUAGGAGGAGAACUGUGGACCAUCCUUCGAGACCGGGGCUCUUUUGAAGACUCAACCACCAGAUUUUACACAGCUUGUGUGGUGGAGGCCUUUGCUUAUCUGCAUUCCAAAGGUAUCAUCUACCGAGACCUGAAACCAGAGAACCUUAUAUUGGACCACAGGGGUUAUGCCAAACUGGUGGACUUUGGCUUCGCUAAAAAGAUCGGGUUCGGGAAAAAAACCUGGACCUUCUGUGGGACACCAGAGUAUGUAGCACCAGAGAUCAUUCUGAACAAGGGUCACGACAUCUCGGCCGACUAUUGGUCUCUGGGGAUCCUCAUGUUUGAGCUGUUAACUGGCAGUCCUCCAUUUUCUGGUCCUGAUCCAAUGAAAACCUACAACAUCAUUCUUAGAGGCAUUGACAUGAUUGAAUUUCCAAAGAAAAUUACCAAAAAUGCUGCCAACCUAAUCAAAAAGCUAUGCAGGGAUAAUCCUUGUGAAAGACUGGGAAACUUGAAAAAUGGUGUCAAAGACAUCCAAAAGCACAAAUGGUUUGAAGGCUUUAAUUGGGAGGGUUUGAAGAAAGGGACACUGACGCCUCCUAUUAUCCCUAAUGUCACAUCACCAGUUGACACGAGUAAUUUCGACAGCUUCCCCGAGGACAACGAAGACCCACCUCCAGACGACAACUCCGGCUGGGAUGUUGACUUUUGAAGUCUCCACUUAAAACCAAAAGAAACUCUUCUUUUGUUUGGCUUUGGGAUGGCCAUUUCCGGGACAUGAUUGGUUGCAGGAACAAGAAGAAUAAAAAAAUGGAACUGCAUUAAAAAUUUAAGAAAUACGACAUGGAAAAGAUGAUAAACAAAUGGAUGGCAAACCCUCCGGGUCACCGAAAUGCCUUUUUUUCCCCUCCCCACUGUGGCUCUGGAUAAAGCAUUUUCUAAUGGGACUGCUGUAGCACUUCUUCAGUGUUGUCUUACACACGAGUUUAUAGGCAAAAGCAAUGAUAGUGCAGGGAUACACAGACAUACACACACUACAGAGGCUGAUAACGGAGCCAGUUUUCCCCCCACAUACAUGGGGGAAACAUGUUUAACGGAUGUAUGAAUGUUUGAUUACUUGUUUAAGUUGUGAUUUUAGGACAAAUAAUAAAAGUGAAAAUGUUCUGCUUAAAAAAAAGAGAGCAAAGACUGAUAGGUAACUGUUUCUCCAUGGUAUUUGGUGAAAUGUUUGCUGAACGUUGAUGUGGGAUGUUCUUGCAGUUGCUGCCUGGCUUUUCACAUGCAGCUCCCUCCUACGAUCCAUGAUACUUUCCAGAUAUGUACACAAUGUAGUUUGCAAGUGCUCAAGACUAACCUGAAUGUCAAAGAUUUUCUUCUUACUUAGCACACCUCUAUAAGGCAUACACUACGUAUGGUACAUAGUAUUUGACUACACACACACAUGAACCCAGAUGGGAACAAAUCAAGUUCUUAGUACACUUUAUGUGAGAUUUGUCUACCUUAAAAAGCACAAACACUGUGCGUUCAGUGGAAAGAGACAUGACUCUUUAAGUGCCCUGCUUAAAAUUUAACGAACUUCACAACAAGUCAGUUAGAAUUUCCGUGAAGCCAAAUGUCAUUAUGCACAGUAGAAGCUUAUUUAAGCAUUAGUUCAACGUUUAUGUUGGUUUUUACAUCAGUUAAAUGCCUCUUACUAUUCAGCCAAACCAGAUGUUCUCUGUUUGCUCCUGUACAGUUCUGACAUAACUGUGAACAUGGUUCCAAUGUCUUUGGUGCUGUUGGUGAACAAGUUGAAAUGACAGUACUGGUUAUUUGUUUUUGUAAUGUGAUUUUUUUUUGUGCUUGAUUGCUUUGUAAUGUUCUUGAUGUCAUUCUUUAGAGAAGAAAAACAUAAUUGGAAACUUGUGUAAGUUUUUCCACUUAAGUGAAGAUCUUGACACCAUGUUACGUUGUGAUAAGUGGUAUUUUUAGGGUGGUUUCAAAAAUAAUCACAAGUUUAUCAUUUUAA